UGCAAAAUGGAUGUAACCAUGAGGGGUCCCUGCGAGAAGUCUGGGGAGAGUGAAGAACAGGAGAAAGAGGUGGCGGCGGCGGCUACGGCGGCUGGGCGUCCUGCAGGGGUCCCGAAGGCUGAGGAUUCAGACUCAGAUUCGGACUCUAACCUGGAGACGGAAGGCACCCAUGGGCUCAGAGAACUGGUCAAGGACACGCUCUACCUGAGGUCUUGCCGGGCCCACGGUGCCAUGCCCGUUUCCUGCUUUCUGCGCCAAGGGAGAGCCCCAGAGCUGAAUCUGCGGCACCGUGGCCUGGGGCCCCAGGGGGCCCGGGCUCUGGCUCCUGCACUAUCCUCCAAUCCCUAUGUCAAGCGGCUGGACCUUCGGGACAACGGGCUCCGUGGGGCUGGUGCAGAGGCCCUGGCGCACGCCAUGAGCAAAAGCAGCAGCAUCUGUGAUGUGGACCUGUCGGAGAACCAGCUGGGAGCGGUGGGAGCCCAGGCCGUCUGCGCUGCCCUCAUGGCAAACCCUGCCAUACAGAAGGUACAGCUGGCAGGGAACAGCCUGGAGGAGCAGGCAGCCCAGUACCUUGCUGAACUCCUGCUGGCCCACACGGGCCUGAAGUCCCUGGACCUGAGCUAUAACCAGCUAAAUGACCAAGCAGGGGUGUACAGAGUGAAUAAGAAGGUCUGUCUUGGUGUUUCGGAAGGGGAGACGCUUGGACCAGCCUUGGCAGAAAACACAGGACUCACCGAGCUUAACCUAAGCUGGAAUCAUCUUCGAGGCCCAGGCGCUGUCUCCUUUGCCAGAGGACUGGGGGCAAACAUCUUCCUGAGAGUCCUGGACAUCUCAUACAAUGGCUUUGGAGACCCUGGAGCCUCUGCAGUGGGUGAGGCACUUCGGACCAACAAUGUGUUGGAGGAACUCAACAUGAGCAACAACCGCAUCUCUGUGGUGGGAGCCCGGAGCCUGGGCCUGGGCCUCCGGGUCAACCAGACACUGAGGAUUCUUGUUAUGUCCAGGAAUCCCAUGCGAAGUGAAGGCUGCCUGGGUGUCCUCAAGUCUGUCCGGGAUAAUCCAGUGUCUGCCCUGGAACUGCUGGAUUUCUCUGGUAUCCAGGUGCACAGAGAGUUUGAAGACCUCACUAGCUCAGUGAAGGCAAUUCUUCCAGGGCUUUGCAUAAAGACUGAUGCCGGCAGAGUGGAGUACAAAAAAGAGUUACUGGCAGUCUGGAGACCGUCCCUACCAGCGUCGGCCCCUAAAUGACUGUGGAGUGCAGCCUCACAAUGUGUUCUUACCACUUGAGUCUGCAUUGAGUCACCAUGUCAACCAGGUGGUAAGUCUCAUGGAGCCGAUCUUCACGAUGACUCAAGACACCUGUAUCCUCCUUUCCAUCCCCAACCACUGCACGAACGGGGGCCUUCCGUUGUUCUCCCUCAUUCCUGUGACGCGAAGUUGUACUAUGUGCCGCGCACUGAGCUGGGCAUGGGGCCAAAGUUGCCCAAACAAGUCUCUGCUCUGGGGACUUACCAUGGGAGACAAUUAAAAUAGAAGGCGGUGUGCAACUGGCAUUCCCAAACUCAACUUGCCAUGAUGCAGACUGUCACAACGUUUUGGGGAAGGCAAUUUAUCAAUAGGCACUGAGAGCCUUAACUGCCUGUGUCCUUUGAUCCGGUGGUCUAACUAAUCGGCUCUACAGAAGUAAUGCUAUUUAUAAUCAUGAAAAUUGGAAAUAACUUAAAUGCCAAAUAAGAGAGGAUUGGUUUCUAAGAUUUGGAACUUUGCAAACAUGGAAAGCCAAGUGCUCAAAGUACAGUGAGCAAUUUGUGAAAAUGCACAAGAUUAAUAUUAAGUAAGAAAAUCAGGAUUAAAAAAAUCAGUUUUGCAAAAGGUUAAAUAUGGAGUUACCAUAUGACCUAGCAAAUCCAGUCCUAGAGA
Molecule: messenger RNA, 1920 nt
Organism: Myotis brandtii (Brandt's bat)
Lineage: Eukaryota; Metazoa; Chordata; Mammalia; Chiroptera; Vespertilionidae
Gene: LRRC74B
Product: leucine rich repeat containing 74B
Exons: 9
Coding region: 7-1248 (413 amino acids)
Molecular function (GO): protein binding
Source: RefSeq, a predicted model, not a curated record